AGACAGGGACCUGGCCCCGCCCCUUACCCGCUGACGUCACCUCACCGCGCCGCGCUGUCUAUAGACGUCACUAGUUAGUGAUGGCGGAAGCGGGAGCGGAGCAGGAAGCGGCCGGACCGGAGCUCGAAUGUCCUCUGAUGUGACUCCCACCCUCAGCCGAUGCUGACCCCAGAGCCCUGACCCCUCCCCGGAGACUCCGCCCACCUUCCACCGCCAUGUUGUUCUCCUUGCGGGAGCUGGUCCAGUGGUUGGGCUUCGCCCAGUUUGAGAUCUUCAUCCACAUCUCGGCCCUGCUGGUCUUCACCGUCCUCCUGGCCAUCAAGGUGGACGGGCUGGUGCCGGGCCUGGGCUGGUGGAACGUCUUCAUACCGUUCUUUGCGGCUGACGGGCUGAGCACCUACUUCACCGCCAUCGUGACGGUGCGGCUGUUCCAGGACGGGGAGAAGCGCCAGGCGGUGCUGCGGCUCUUCUGGAUCCUCACUAUCCUCAGCCUGAAGUUUGUCUUUGAGAUGUUGUUGUGCCAGAAGCUGGUGGAGCAGACCAAGGGGCUGUGGUUCGGACUCAUCAUGUCCCCGGUCUUCAUCCUGCUGCAGCUGCUGAUGAUCAGAGCCUGCCGGGUCAACUAGACGGCCGCCAUGAUGGACGCUCGACACCGCCGCACAUGCAUGUGUAUUUAUUAAAACUUUAUUUAGAAGAGA
Hyla sarda is the source of this 698-nucleotide messenger RNA. RefSeq names its product transmembrane protein 203 (gene TMEM203). Gene Ontology annotation, cellular component: endoplasmic reticulum. Gene Ontology annotation, biological process: intracellular calcium ion homeostasis. The record is from RefSeq and is a predicted model, not a curated record. The transcript has 2 exons. NCBI's taxonomy places the organism in Eukaryota, Metazoa, Chordata, Amphibia, Anura, Hylidae. Bases 216 to 626 code for a protein of 136 amino acids.